This is a messenger RNA of Phalaenopsis equestris, 1750 nucleotides long. RefSeq names its product SWR1-complex protein 4. Gene Ontology annotation, cellular component: Swr1 complex; nucleus; NuA4 histone acetyltransferase complex. Gene Ontology annotation, biological process: negative regulation of transcription by RNA polymerase II; chromatin remodeling; DNA repair. Gene Ontology annotation, molecular function: transcription corepressor activity. Lineage: Eukaryota; Viridiplantae; Streptophyta; Magnoliopsida; Asparagales; Orchidaceae. Bases 103 to 1479 code for a protein of 458 amino acids. The record is from RefSeq and is a predicted model, not a curated record. The transcript has 16 exons.
CCGUGCAUAACAUUUUUCGCUUGGUCACAGAGCGUAUCGUGAUGAGCAAAAACACUAUGCUUCAUAAGAAACCCUAACCAUAGAUAUCGCCGGCGACACUUUAUGGAUGCAAAGGACAUACUCGGCCUCCCGAAGUCAUUCCCCGGUACACAGGAGAAGAAGCCUCGGCCUCUGAAAGAGCCUCAGAGAAAGCCGGAUGGCAUAUCACGCGAGGUUUACGCGCUCACUGGGGGAAUGGCGCCUCUCAUGCCGACGAUAGAGGUUUCUCACUUGAAGCGGAGAUCGGUUGCGGAUAAGGAGAAUAUUACAUGGCAAUGGCUUCCAUUCACCAACUCUGCACGUUCUGAUAACUUACAAUUGUAUCACUGGGUGAGGGUGGUCAAUGGGAUUCCUCCUACUGGUGAUUAUCAAUUUGCUAAAUACAACAAGUCAAUCGAUGUUGUGAAGUAUACGGAUGAGGAAUACGAAAAGUAUCUUACUGAUUCUAUGUGGACUAAGGAGGAAACUGAUCAAUUGUUUGAAAUGUGUGAACGGUUUGAUCUUCGCUUCAUAGUAAUAGCUGAUAGAUUCCCUUCUUCUCGAACUGUGGAGGAACUUAAGGGUCGCUACUACUCUGUAUCUCGAGCACUUUUGAUUGCUAGAGCACCAUCUGCUGCUGAUGUUGCUGGACACCCCCUUGUUAAGGAUCCUUAUGAUAUGGCACAUGAGGUGGAAAGGAAGCGUGCACUCUCUGCUAUUUUAUCUCGAACAAAACAGCAGGAGAUUAAGGAUAUUGAGAUCCUUUCUGAAGCCAAGCGCAUAACGGAGUCUCGCAUUGCUAGCAAAGGUGCGGAACAUGUGGAUAUUCCAGACGACCCCACUGAUAUUGAAAUAACAGAUAAAGGUACUCGUGCUGAAUCUCCAUCACCAUCAUCUAACAUGCAGACAUCAUCUAUUGUUGCAGCUUCAGCAGCAAUAACUGAGAGCACCACUACCCCUGCUUCAUUACGCAUGCUUCGUGUAUACUUGAGAACGUAUGCACUUGACCAAAUGGUGCAAGCAGCUAGCUCCAAUGCUGGACCAAGAACCAUCAAAAGGGUUGAGCAAACAUUGUCAGACCUUGGGGUACACAUAAAACCAAAAGUUCCAACUAAAGCAGUAUGCGCAGAGCAUCUUGAAUUGCGCAAAGAAAUACUUGCACUAUUCAACCUACAGAAGCAGCUGCAGAAUAAAGAGGCUGAAGCUUCCGCCACUCGUGAAACUUCAUUCGCUGAGGCCCCUGGUACUCCUAUGGUAAUACUUGCUCUACUUGACCUUAUGGAGAUCACAUGGGUGCUAUUGCACGCUCAUAUCGUGGAGAUACGGAGCGGCCAUUUGUAUCUGAAGCAGUUGGUUUUGCCGGAGAAAGAGUGGGCAAAAGGGAGCAUAAACGCAAGGCUCCUGGAAGAUUUAUGGAUGUGCCACCUUCACCUCCCCAGUCUAAAAGGUCAAGGAAAUUGAAGGCUUCUGAUGGUUGAUUUUCCGUCAAAAAUAUAAAAUGACAUAAUUGGUACCUUCUCUGUGUACUAAUGCCAUAAUCUCGGGAUCUUUUUUAUCACAUGAACUUAGGAAAUUCAUUUAACUUUCAAACUAUUGAAUUUCUGCUAGAACAUCUUAUAUGCACAAUCUUUUAUUUUUUGACAUCCUAUUCUAUAUUGCUUUGUGGCCAUGGAUUGGAGCUUUUGUUUAUUUUUUGAUUUUUAGGGCCAUUAUUUGAUGGACGUGUGCAUAU